This is a messenger RNA of Arabidopsis lyrata subsp. lyrata, 1377 nucleotides long. RefSeq names its product GDSL esterase/lipase At5g03820. The transcript is spliced from 5 exons. Bases 240 to 1289 code for a protein of 349 amino acids. Gene Ontology annotation, molecular function: lipase activity. The record is from RefSeq and is a predicted model, not a curated record. Gene Ontology annotation, biological process: lipid metabolic process. Lineage: Eukaryota; Viridiplantae; Streptophyta; Magnoliopsida; Brassicales; Brassicaceae.
UGUGUUUGCAUGAAAAAUGUGAGAGGUGACGAAUGUCUUCUUCUGGAUGAAUUGCGUGUUAAGGUUUACCAUCUUUGAAUUCGAAUACGACGUUACUACCUAAGCAUGCAGCUUCAAACAAACUAACAUUGUAUCUUUUUUUUCAAGCAACUUCCUUAAUCUCUCUUCCUUAAAAACCCCUAAUCAUUCACCACUUCUUCGCUCACUCCUCUCUAUCUUUUACUAUAUUCAAACAGAAAAUGAAGAUGUUUAUUAUAAUGUUCAUGAGCUUUUCAGUUAUCGCCUGCGUUGGGACCGGUCAGCCACUUGUACCGGCUCUAAUCAUAAUGGGAGAUUCAGUUGUCGAUGCUGGUAACAACAACCACCUCAAUACCCUCGUUAAAGCCAAUUUUCCUCCCUAUGGCCGCGACUUCUUCGCCCACAAUGCCACUGGCCGUUUCUCUAACGGAAAACUUGCCACUGACUUUACCGCUGAGAGUUUAGGGUUCACUUCUUACCCGGUGGCGUACCUUAGCCAAGAAGCUAAUGGGACAAAUCUGUUAACCGGAGCCAAUUUCGCCUCUGGUGCUUCCGGUUUUGACGACGGAACUGCCCUAUUUUACAAUGCAAUAACAUUGAACCAACAGCUGGAAAACUACAAAGAGUACCAAAACAAAGUGACGAACAUUGUGGGAAGAGAAAGAGCAAAUGAGAUAUUCUCAGGCGCGAUUCAUCUUCUAAGCACGGGAUCAAGCGAUUUUCUUCAAAGCUAUUACAUCAAUCCGAUCCUUAACCUGAUUUUCACGCCUGAUCAAUACUCGGAUCGUCUCUUGAGAUCCUAUUCCACCUUUGUGCAAAAUUUGUAUGGUUUAGGUGCUAGAAAGAUUGGAGUGACGACGUUACCGCCCUUGGGUUGUUUACCUGCUGCAAUAACGACGUUUGGUGAAGCUGGGAACAAUACGUGCGUCGAAAGACUAAACCGGGAUGCGGUUUCCUUCAAUACCAAACUCAACAACACGUCUAUGAACUUAACCAACAAUCUUCCCGGUCUGAAAUUGGUCGUCUUUGACAUCUAUAAUCCUCUGUUGAGCAUGGUCAUGAACCCUGUCGAGAAUGGGUUUUUGGAAUCAAGAAGGGCUUGUUGUGGAACCGGGACAGUGGAAACUUCGUUCCUAUGUAAUGCAAGAUCGGUGGGUACAUGUUCGAAUGCUACCAAUUACGUGUUUUGGGAUGGUUUUCAUCCAUCCGAGGCAGCCAAUCGUGUCAUCGCAAAUAAUCUUCUUGUCCAAGGAAUCCCCCUUAUCUCUUAAACCUAAGUUUAUUCCAAAAUAUUGAUUCAAACAGUCAAAAUAUGAUGAAAUAUAUUCUAGAUCAUUAUUUAAAGGUUUGGUUUCGAAA